UACUACUAGUGAGGUUGCUCCAAGGAGGAUAGAGGCUACGUGAAUGACUCAUUCCCCCACCAAUCCUGUCACUAUCUUAAACCUUAUAAAUAGAGCGCAGUAUUAUGUUGUUUGAGUUUUAGUUGUGAUAUCUACAGUAACGAUGAAGCUGAACUUUUUUAUCCUAUUGAUAUCUUGUGCAUUAAGUAUUGAUUAUGUAUCUGCUAAGAUUUGUGCUGGAUGUCCAAGUGACACAGAUUCAAAGAGCCCAAUUCUUUCUGAAAAAUUAAAUAAAUUUGUUUCUAAACAAAAUUCUAUGUCUAAUGAAGAACCCAAAAAAGAUAUUGUAAUAACAAAAUCAAGCAAGCAGGUUGUGGCGGGAAUAAAAUAUACGACUGAGUUUACAGCUGUUGGAAUCAACUCUGGUAAGAAAUAUAAUUGUCAUUGCUCUUGGCUUGAGCAGGAAUGGGUUACCAAAGAUCCACAGUUGUUGGAAUACGAAUGUUCAAGUAAAGGCAAGAGAUCUCUCCCAGGAGAACCGAUUGAUGUUUCCAUCAACGAAUCCCAACAAGUGAAGGAACUGGCCGAAAUGGGAAUAGAGACUCUUGAUGAAUUGGAUGAAGAUGAUAACAAGAGGAUAUUAACCAAUGUUAUCAGUGCUACAAAGAAGCUUGUGAAUGGAAUUAUGUAUGUCAUAACAGCAGAAGUUAAAACAACGUCUUGCAAAGAAAAAGAAAGUGUCAAUGAAAAUUGCUUGACUGAAGAAGUAGGACCGUUGAAGAUUUGUAAACUUCAUAUUUAUAGAUCUUUUGCAGAUAAGUCUCCUUAUAAUGCCAAAGUAGUUAAAAGCGAAUGUGCUUCUGCGAAGAAGGAACGAUCUCUUGAGAAAAAAGUUGAUAAUGCUGAUUAUUUAAAUCGCUUAGCGAAAAUUGCCAUUAAGAGAAUUAAUGCUGGUAUCAACUCUAUUGUUGUUCUUGGACUUGCUAAUGUACUUGAAUCUGAUAACGAGUAUGAGUCGGGAAUUCAUAAAACUUUGCUUACUCUUGAACUCGGUAAUACCAACUGUACAAAACAGAAGCAUUAUGAUGAAUCUGAUUGUUUCUUGCUUCCUGAUUUAAAGAAUCACAUGGUUUGCUCUGUUGGAGUUAAUCAUAAUACUGAAAAUGAUCAAAUACAAGUAGAUAAUUUUUCAUGUAAGAACGUUGAAAGAGACCUGACACUUAGCAAUCGAGCGAGAAGGGCAUUAGUUGGUGGUAUGAGACCAUUGGAUUUAGAAGCUGAAAAUGUUGAUAGUAUCAAGAAUUUUAUCAAUUCUGAGCUCAACAAAAACUCUAACUCAAUGUACCAUAAAGCUGUAGUAAAAAUAAUUUCAGGAUCAUUGCAGGUGGCUUCUGGAAAAAACUAUAAAUUACUUGUAGAAAUAGCUGAUACCAGUUGUCUAAAGGAUGAAGACAGAAACAACAAGGAAUGCGAUCUUCAAGAAGAGGGAAGACUGCUUUGCCAGCUUACAGUUUGGGAAAGGCCUUGGCUGAUGAAAAUGGACUUAACAAGCACCAAAUGUGAUCCUAUCCACACAGUCAUGAAUAUUUCUCAGUCGGCUGAGUUGUUGGGUGUUGAUGUGCAAGACAAAGAUUAUAUUAAAUUUAAAUUUUUCACUAAGAAGUUUCAACGAUUAUAUAAAACAACUGAUGAGCUUAAGAAAAGAUUCAGAAUUUUCAGAGCGAAUAUGAAGAAAGCUGAUUACUUACAAAAAACUGAACAAGGAACUGCUAAAUAUGGUGUGACAAUAUUUUCAGAUUUAUCAACCAAGGAAUUUAAAAAGAAUUAUCUGGGACUAAAGAAAAGAACAUCUGAUAUGACAUUUAAUCAAGAAAUAGCCCAAAUUCCUAAUAUUACUUUGCCAGAAGAGUAUGACUGGAGGAACUAUAACGCUGUAACUCCUGUCAAGAAUCAGGGUAUGUGUGGUUCUUGUUGGGCGUUUUCUGUUACUGGUAAUAUUGAAGGACAGUAUGCUAUUAAGACUGGGAAUCUUGUUUCACUCUCUGAACAAGAGUUAGUUGAUUGUGAUAAAUAUGACGCCGGCUGUGAAGGAGGUUUAUUCGAGUCAGCUUAUCACGCGAUAGAGGAAUUGGGUGGCUUAGAGCUUGAAAAAGAUUACCCCUAUUCUGGACGGGAUGACCAAUGUCAUUUCAACUCUUCAGAGGUUCGUGUCUCAAUAACUAGCUCUAUGAACAUUUCAAAUGAUGAAACAGACAUGGCAAAAUGGUUAGUGGCCAAUGGACCUAUUUCUAUUGGAAUCAAUGCCAAUGCAAUGCAGUUCUACUUAGGUGGUGUAUCACAUCCUCUGAAAUUCUUGUGUGAUCCUCAGUCAUUAGAUCAUGGAGUGCUGAUUGUAGGAUAUGGUAUUCAUCGAACUUGGUUACUUCAUAGGCAUCUUCCUUACUGGCUAAUAAAGAAUAGCUGGAGCAGUUAUUGGGGUAACAAGGGAUAUUAUAUGCUCUAUCGAGGCGACGGAAGUUGUGGGGUUAAUCAGUGGCCUUCAUCAGCGGUCCUUUAAGUAUUUCAUCCCAGCUCGUAAACUUCUCUCUUGGUACCUUAGUCAGUUCCUAAUAGCUUUUUAUUUAUGAGCUGUUUUAAACUGUUUUUACUUAGAAACCAUGGUCAAUAAUUAUGUUAUUUUAAUAGUUUAAAGAUAUAUAGUUAUAUUUCUAACUCUUUAAUAUUUUAUUUAAUUGUUUAAUAUAUUUGAAGUUAUUGCACUUAAUAAUAACCUUUAUUUCUUUUUUAAGAAACUGGUUUUAAAUCAAGUGUUUCUUCAUCAAAAAAUACAUUGUUUGUAGAUUAUAAUCUUAGAAUUUAUAAAAUGAUUAAUACAUAAUUCAAUCUAACUGUUGAGGUCUUCAGUCAUAUAAUAUGGUGUCCUAAACUUUUUGUUAAUUGGAAUAUUUAGCUACACCGGUUUCCUUAUAGCUGAUGUUGGAAGAAUUUGUAGGUUUUUAUACAUUAAAAAAAAAUAAUGUUGGUAUGAUUAGUGACUGAUGGUUGACAGUAGAACAUUUCAACUAACAAAUAUUUUAAUUUCAGAAAAAUUUUCAUUUCUUUAGCUAUCAUAUUUUACAGACCAAGUGCCAUUUAAUAUAAGCCUUGUUUUUAAAUCAGUUACAAUUUUAUAAUAUAGUUUAAAUUCAAUUAUUUAAUAUAUGUUGUUCUUGGAGUUGGUGGUUUUACUGUAUACGAUUGCUAGAUAAUAGUACUAGAUUCUUAAUAUUGUUAAAACCAUAUAUUUUUAAUCUUUAAAGCCAAAUUGUAUGUUAUGCAUUCGUUACUAAAUACAUGAACUUAUUUGUGAUACACUAUGGUAUUCAAUUAUUUUUUUGUUUUUUUUUAAAGUUCUUUUAUUUAUGUUAGCAUUACAAAUAGAAUAUUAAAGUUUUAAUUCACUAUUUUUUGUUUUCAUUCUAAAUAAAAUUUCUUUAAAUUUGCUCUCUUAAUUUUUUUAGAUAUACAUAAUUAUUUGAUAUUAAUAAUCAACUUAAAACCAGUUUGUUAUCAUAAAAAUAUUGUAGAACCAAAUUGGUGUGUUCAUAGUAUAGAUUAUUAAUCAAUAAAAUAUAUUUUUAUAGAUUAUAUUAAAUACUGUUAACAUUUAAGAUUGUCAUUAUUAUUAUGUAACAUUAACCUAUGUGAUUUAUAGAAGGUGACUUUUUUUGUUAAAAACAUCAAUAAAUUAUUUUUAUAACGCAACAAACAAUUA
Molecule: messenger RNA, 3733 nt
Organism: Nezara viridula (southern green stink bug)
Lineage: Eukaryota; Metazoa; Arthropoda; Insecta; Hemiptera; Pentatomidae
Source: the annotation of a GenBank genome assembly